Molecule: messenger RNA, 1089 nt
Organism: Selaginella moellendorffii
Lineage: Eukaryota; Viridiplantae; Streptophyta; Lycopodiopsida; Selaginellales; Selaginellaceae
Product: probable prolyl 4-hydroxylase 10
Exons: 7
Coding region: 123-1001 (292 amino acids)
Biological process (GO): peptidyl-proline hydroxylation to 4-hydroxy-L-proline
Cellular component (GO): endoplasmic reticulum
Molecular function (GO): L-ascorbic acid binding; iron ion binding; procollagen-proline 4-dioxygenase activity
Source: RefSeq, a predicted model, not a curated record
UAAUAGAAACGCGGCCGUGGUUUCGAAGGUGGAUGGAUCGCGGAAUUCGGUCGGCGCCACGGAUCGGGAGCGCGAUCUGGAGCUGUGAGUGUUAGUAGGGCUUGGCGGUUGGAUCGGGGAGCAUGGCCAAAGGCGACCGGAUUCGAGGGCGCUGGAGCGGUAGCGCCAGCGGUAGGGCUUUGUGCACAGCAGUGCUGGCGACGCUGGCGCUCAUGUCCGUGGCGCUCUUCCUCCUCGUGGGUGUGGGAAUUGUGGGCGUUCCGGCGGGAUUGAAUCACUCAGACGCUUCCAUCUCGCUGCGGCUACCCGAUCGUUUACUGGAACAAAUAGAAGAGGUUGGCGAAGGGAAGCAUGAGCCUUGGUCGGAGAUUAUCUCGUGGACGCCUCGAGCUUCCCUUGUUCACAACUUUCUAACCGACGAUGAAUGCGACCAUCUGAUCCGAGUCGCGAUGCCCCUCAUGCAAAAGUCCACUGUUGUGGAUAGCCAAACCGGUGGAAGCCGCGAUAGCAGGGUGCGGACGAGCUCGGGGAUGUUCUUGAACCGAGGACAGGACAGAGUUAUAUCUGAGAUCGAGGACAAGAUUGCAAAGCUAACAUUCAUUCCAAAGGAUCAUGGAGAGGGAAUUCAGGUUCUUCACUACGAACCCGGCCAGAAGUACGACGCUCACCACGACUUCUUCUAUGACACCGUCAACACCAGAAACGGUGGCCAGAGAAUAGCGACGCUCCUCAUGUACUUGACGGAUGUGGAGGAAGGUGGCGAGACUGUGUUCCCUAAAUCGGCCAAGAACUCGAGCUCGCUUCCAUGGCAUAAUCAGCUCUCGGAGUGUGGGAGGCGUGGGGUUUCAGUGCGGCCAAAGAGAGGAGACGCGCUGCUGUUUUGGAGCAUGUCACCCGACGCGCAGCUCGAUCACUCGAGCUUACACGGAGGGUGUCCGGUGAUCAAAGGUGACAAGUGGUCCGCCACCAAGUGGAUGCGAGUCUCGGAAUACAAGCUUUGAUAGAUCGGGUUUUCGAAUCACACAUUUAACGCUUGUUUGCGUUGUUUUGUAAGUCUAGAAUCUAUGCAAUCCAACAGACAUUUCAAUA